Messenger RNA from Penicillium alfredii, 1386 nucleotides. RefSeq names its product putative erythromycin esterase. The coding region runs from base 1 to 1386 and encodes 461 amino acids. Gene Ontology annotation, biological process: response to antibiotic. Lineage: Eukaryota; Fungi; Ascomycota; Eurotiomycetes; Eurotiales; Aspergillaceae. The transcript has a single exon. The record is from RefSeq and is a predicted model, not a curated record.
AUGCGACUCCCAUCUUUUCGCCGAGUGUCCAAAACCAUGGCCCAGUUGCAGGACCUAGUCAACAACGCGGUAGAGCCGCUACCGGCAAUUAAAGACCAGAGCUUCGGCUCUCACUUUGAUAGUUUUGCAGACAGACAGGUGGUUCUUUUGGGUGAUGGGAGCCACGGCACAUCCGAGUUCUACCAUGCGCGAGCAGAGAUCACCAAGCGAUUUAUCGAGAAGCAUGGCUACACGAUGGUUGCAGUCGAGGCAGACUGGCCGGAUGCAGAAGCAAUCGACCGGUAUGUGCGUCUUCGCCCAGGUCCCAAAGCCCAGAUCGGGGGCACUGCAAAGGGAUAUGAACCGUUCAAGCGGUUCCCAACCUGGAUGUGGCGCAAUCGUGAAAUGCAAGAUUUGGUUGAAUGGAUGCGCAAUCGCAACCAAAACCUACCACCGGAACGCCGAGCGGGAUUUUAUGGACUGGACCUGUAUAGCAUGGGUGCCUCUGUCCGCGCUGUGAUCGACUACCUGGACCGGGUAGAUCCCUCGGCCGGCAAGGAAGCACGACGGCGAUAUGGAUGCCUGGAACCCUGGGUCGACGAUCCAACUACCUACGGCCUGGCAUCACUGCGCGGCAUGGAGAACUGCGAGAGCCAGGUGAUGGAGAUGCUGCGCGAUCUUCUCGAGCGGCGCCUCCAGUAUGCGCAGCACGACGUGCGCGACGGCGAGGAGUACCACAGCGGCGAGCAAAACGCGUAUCUAGUCCGCGAUGCAGAAAAGUACUACAAGGCGAUGUACUACAGCUCCGCCAGCUCGUGGACUCUACGCGACACGCACAUGUUCGAAACGCUGCAUCGGCUACUGGAGCACCGGCCCCGGCCGGCCCACAAGGCGAUUGUGUGGGCGCAUAACUCGCACGUCGGCGACGCCCGCUACACCAGCAUGGGUACACGACGCAACGAGAUCAACAUCGGCCAGCUGUGCCGCGAGCGGCUCGGUCCGCAGAACGUCGCAAUCCUCGGCUGUGGCACCCACACCGGCACCGUCGCCGCCGCGCACGAGUGGGACGAGGACAUGGAGGUCAUGUCUGUUCGGCCUUCUCGAGACGAUAGUUGGGAGAUGCUCGCCCACGACACUGGCAUCCCACGCUUCCUGCUCGAUCUCCGUCGAGACCGCAUCGAUCCCGCCUUGCGGGCUGCCUUGUCUGCGGAGAAUCGCCUCGAGCGUUUCAUUGGUGUCAUUUAUCGUCCUGAUACUGAGCGUAUCUCGCACUAUUCUCAAGCCUUCUUGCAUAAUCAGUUUGACGCUUAUGUCUGGUUUGAUGUGACCCAGGCUGUCAGGCCUUUGGAAGUCAUCCAGCCUGCCACGCCUCUUGGGAAGGGCGAGACGUAUCCAUUUGGUCUUUGA